AUGGAUGAGUUAUACGAGAUUAAGAACUACUUCUACUUGGCAAACUACCAGGCAGUGAUCAACGAGGUCAACAAAAGAGCAAAGCAACUGCGUAAUAAGGCAGAUGCUGACUUUUAUCUGUACAGAGCUUAUGCUGCAUUGGGCGAUUGCGAUCUUGUAUUGCGAGAGAUAAAGGACAGUGAGCAGAACAGACCACUGCAGGCUGUGCGCACUUUGGCCGCCUACCUGCAGUCGCCAACCAGCAACGCAGACAUUGUGCUUGCCACUGUCAAGCAGUGGAUCAUCGACGGACUGCUCCAGACCAGCGCACAGCUCCAAGUGAUCGCUGCCACCAUCUACUACUCUGAGGGCAACUUUGAGGAGGCUCUUCGUGUCUUGAACAAGUCAGACUCACUCGAAUGCAUUGCACUUCAGAUACAGGUAUAUUUGAAGAUCGACCGAUUGGACUUGGCUGAGAAGCGCUAUUCGGAUAUGAAGAAGCUGGACAUUGAUGCCACACCAUCGCAACUGGCUCACGCCUGGAUCGCAAUCACUCAGGGCGAUGACAAGAUCAAGGAGGCAUUGUCAGUGUACGAGGAGCUCUCGGAAAAGUAUGGCCCAACAUCUAUGUUGUUGAAUGGUCGUGCCACAUGUGAGAUCCUACUAAAGAGGUUCGAGAAGGCUGAGAACCUGUUGUUGCUGUCACUGGAGAAGAAUCCAAAGGAUGCCGACACUCUGGCCAACCUCAUCGUCUGUCACAUGCACAUGAAGAAGCAAUCAGAAGUCACCAACAGAUACCUAAACCAACUCAAGACAAGUGCACCAAAGCAUCCAUGGGUUGCCUCACAGGUCAAUGCUGAAGAAGCAUUUGAUCGAUGCAAGACAAGAUAUGGAAUGUAA
Acytostelium subglobosum LB1 is the source of this 879-nucleotide messenger RNA. RefSeq lists its product as hypothetical. The record is from RefSeq and is a predicted model, not a curated record. Gene Ontology annotation, biological process: retrograde vesicle-mediated transport, Golgi to endoplasmic reticulum; endoplasmic reticulum to Golgi vesicle-mediated transport; intra-Golgi vesicle-mediated transport. NCBI's taxonomy places the organism in Eukaryota, Evosea, Eumycetozoa, Acytosteliales, Acytosteliaceae. Bases 1 to 879 code for a protein of 292 amino acids. The transcript is spliced from 3 exons. Gene Ontology annotation, cellular component: COPI vesicle coat. Gene Ontology annotation, molecular function: protein binding; structural molecule activity.